AUGGGAUCGCAAAUGAAUGCCCACUCAUCAUCCAACGCCCAGUCACCAUGGCAGCAAAAGGUCCAGGUGACGGCCUACGGCUUCGACGAGGCCUAUCCCAAGGUCUGGCUCGUCUUCGAGGCUCUCUGUCUUGCUGCACUACUGGGGUUUCUCGUGUGGUCGUGUUUCAUCCGACAGCCACGGGGUGAUCCGAAGAAACCGCUGCCUAUAAAGACAGUUAUCGCCGCGAGGAUGAUGAACAUCAUAACUCUCUUCCUGGGCAUUUUCAAAGCCAAUGUUCAACAGAGCUACGUUAUCGUUUCUAUGCUCAACCAAAUCUUCUACCUCAUUGCCGUGAUGCUGGGCUUCUAUAUCUUCUGGAAACUCAUCCAGAAGUUGCUCGAGCGGCUGGCAGAGGAUAAGCCCAGCAAGGCCUUUGCUCCCGUGGCCAUCGCCCACUGGGUCCUAUUGGGAAUUUUGUCCGCGCUCUCGGCUGCAGAAUGUGCGCUUUACAUUGCCUUUGUUGUCAAGGGUAUCAACGUGGGUGAAAGGUACAUGAAGCUUGCAUAUGAGUAUAACAAAGUCUCUGCAGCUCUGAGUAUCCUCUGUUGGCUGGCUUCUCUGGAAGCCUUUUGCUGGAUUAUCUUUGUUUUUGUCAGCUCUGCACCUGACCGGAGGGCUGGACUCGUCCCCUUGUCCGUGGGAAGCUUCUUCUUCUUCCUCAUCAACUUCGUCCUAGCCAUCCUGCAAAUCAUCUACGUCCUCGAACCAAACAUGGCCCCGGAAUACCUCGACGCCACCAGAACCAUCAUCGAGUUCUUCUGCACCCUGGGAAUCUACGCCGGCGUUCUUCUGUGUUUCCGGAAAUGGCACCACGUGCAUAUCAGCCCACCGCAGAAGAUCCUGGAAGCCGGUGGAGACGAAGGGGAGAUGAGCGAGGAGGACUGUAACUCUUCGCUGAGGUCGUAUCAUAGUAUGGUGUACUCGCAGCAGCAGGAGCAGCUGAGGUAUUCGUUUCCUCAAGGAGCGGUGUCGGCACAGCAGGUGCAUAUGUAUAUGCCACGGUGA
Aspergillus glaucus CBS 516.65 is the source of this 1047-nucleotide messenger RNA. RefSeq lists its product as uncharacterized. The record is from RefSeq and is a predicted model, not a curated record. The transcript is spliced from 3 exons. The coding region runs from base 1 to 1047 and encodes 348 amino acids. NCBI's taxonomy places the organism in Eukaryota, Fungi, Ascomycota, Eurotiomycetes, Eurotiales, Aspergillaceae.